UAAACACGAUCUGCCCCUGUGAGUGAAAGAGUUUGGACUGAGCACAUAGCAGCUAUGAGUGUUAGAACGGUCAUCCUGUUGGUCCACUGCUUGCUGGGCACCAGUCUAGCAAUGGAGUGCCGGGAGGUUCCAGGGAGACUGAAGCAGAUCGAUGCAAGCGUGGGUCAGGUUUUCGGGGUGAAUGAAAAUGACAACAUCUACACCCUUUACGGGGACACCUGGACCCAGCUACCUGGGGCCCUAAAGCAUGUCACCGUGGGACCCUCUGGGGUCUGGGGGACCAACAGAAACAACUUAAUCUACAAACUUGUGGGUGCCAACUGGGUUCAGGUGGGAGGCCUGCUGAAGCAAGUGGAUGCUGGAGGGGACCAGUUUGUGGCAGGGGCCAAUAUGAAUGAUAAUAUAUACUGCCUGGGACGGGAUCCCACAGUGGAGUUCAGAAAUUCCGCCUCCCCCGCACCCUGGAAUCUGCUUCCAGGGUUACUCAUGUACUACAGCUGUGGCCCCAAUGGCUGUUGGGGUGUCAAUAGUCUACAGGACAUCUAUUUGAGGACGGGGGUGACUCCAGCAACGUGCAGCGGCACGGGGAACUGGCAGCAGAUUGCAGGGAAGCUGGUGAUGGUUGAGGUGGGAACAGAUGGCAGCGUUUAUGGAGUCAACGCUGGAGGAGAUGUAUACCGCAGAGAUGGCAUCAGUGCCAGUCAACCAGCAGGAACAGGGUGGACCCAACUGACCAUGUGCGGAAAGGGCAAGCAUGUGAGCUAUGACUUGGGACACCUGUGGGUCAUCACCAGUGAUUACAGGAUUCUGGACUGUACCAUCUAAGAGCUUUGUGAUAUAAUCACCACAUUAAGGCAAAAUAAAUGUUUCCUUAAAAAAACAUAUAUAUCCUUAAAUACCUCUAUGAAACUUCAUACUGACAAAUAGUGUGUUUUCCUUAACAUGGUAACACUGUUGCAGAUGCAUCUUAUACAACCCACCGCUUGUUGUGUAACUGAUAACAGUUCUAAGGAAUGGAAUUCUCAGAACACAGUUCCAGCAGGCAUAGGUGCCAUUGUUACUCUGCUUUGUUUUUACAAGCUAUCCCCUCUCUCUUCAUCAAUAAAAGUCUUUUCUCAUGCAUUCCA
This is a messenger RNA of Anguilla anguilla (European eel), 1127 nucleotides long. Its product is annotated as fish-egg lectin-like. The transcript has 5 exons. NCBI's taxonomy places the organism in Eukaryota, Metazoa, Chordata, Actinopteri, Anguilliformes, Anguillidae. Bases 55 to 825 code for a protein of 256 amino acids. The record is from RefSeq and is a predicted model, not a curated record.